Molecule: messenger RNA, 1808 nt
Organism: Cutaneotrichosporon oleaginosum
Lineage: Eukaryota; Fungi; Basidiomycota; Tremellomycetes; Trichosporonales; Trichosporonaceae
Source: RefSeq, a predicted model, not a curated record
ACCUCAACAUCUAUCGAAAUGGCCAGCGGAGCCGACAAGCUCCACAAGGGCGACGCCCACAAGGACAACUUCACCAUGAUGCAGUACUUUGAGUGGUACUGCCCAUCGGGUGGCGUCCACUGGAAGCGCUACAACGACGACGUCGAGCACCUCAAGGACGUCGGAAUCACCGCAUGCUGGCUUCCUCCACCCACCAAGGCCUCCAACCCCGAAGGCACUGGCUACGACAUCUACGACCUCUGGGACCUCGGAGAGUUUGAGCAGAAGGGGACCAAGAGCACCAAAUGGGGCAGCAAGGAGGAGUUUGUCGCUGCUAUCAACAAGGCCCGUGAAGCCGGCAUCAUUACUUACAUCGACGCUGUGCUCAAUCACAAGGCCGGCGCAGACGAGACGGAGGAGUUCUUGGCCACCAUGGUUGAUCGUAACAACCGCAACAAGACGGUCAGCGACAUGCACAACAUCAAGGGCUGGACCAAGUUCACCUUCCCUGGUCGCGGCGAGACCUACUCUAAGCUCAAGUGGAACUUCAACCACUUUACCGGUGUAGACUACGAUGACGAGUCCAAGACCAAGGCGAUUUACAAGAUUCAGGGCGACGGCAAGGGCUGGGCCACCGACGUUGACGACGAGAAUGGCUCAUAUGACUACUUGAUGUUCGCGGACAUCGACCACGACCACCCAGAAGUUGUCGAGGACCUCAAUAACUGGGGCGAGUGGGUGCUUAAGGAGACGGGCGCGUAUGGAUUCCGCUUUGACGCCGUCAAGCACAUUUCGCGCGAUUUCAUCGGCCAGUUCGUCAAGCACCUCCGCAGAGAGGGCGGCGGCCACCCGUCGGCAUUCUGCGUCGGCGAGUUCUGGAAGGACUCGGUCCCAGAUCUUUGCGAGUACCUUGACGGCCUUGGCACCCAGUUCUCCGUCUUUGACACGCCUCUUCAAGGCAACUUCAAGGAGGCCGGUGAUGCCAAGGAGAACUACGACCUCCGCAAGAUCUUCGAUGGCACUCUAGUCCAGGCCCGCCCUAUCGACGCUGUAACCCUCGUUGACAAUCACGACACCCAAGUCGGCCAAGCGCUCCAGAACUGGGUGCCCGCUUGGUUCAAGCCUCUUGCGUACUCUCUUAUCCUUCUUCGCCCUGAUGGCUACCCCUGCGUCUUCUUUGGCGACAUGUACGGCUGUGAAGGCGAGAACCCGCAGCCGGGCGUCGCGCAACUUGACGACCUCAUCCGCGCUCGCAAGCUCUUCGCGUAUGGCGACCUUGUCGACUACUGGGACCACGCUAACUGCGUCGCCUGGCUCCGCAAGGGCGACGAGAACCACGAUGGUUGUGUCACUGUCAUCUGCAACGGUACGGAUGAGGGCUCGAAGCGGGUCGAGGUCGGCAAGGAGCACGCCGGCGAGAAGUGGACGGAUCUCCUCGGCUGGCACCAGGCCGAAGUGACGGUUGACGAGGAGGGCUGGGCUGAGUUCUUCUCGCCCGCCCAGAGUGUCUCGAUCUGGACUAAGACGGAUGCGCGCGGCCGCAACGAGUUCAAGAAGGACUGAGUGUGUCCUACUUUCCUCCCGAAUGUAGCAGAUCUUGGAUAGACAGUAAAUGUGAAUAGACUUGUAGAUCGUAGACUCACGGCCUCCAGGAGGCCUUUGCGCCCUUCAGUGACUUGAACAGAAGCAAAAGGUGACGUUGAGUGCGUCACACGCUCAAAGAGUGGAGGAUCGUGCGUGCAGCACCUGUCCCUGGCAGUCACAUUCCUCACCCUCUCAAGCUUCUGAACAACAUCCACUCUCUGUCUCUGACUCGAUCUCUCCAUUGC